This is a messenger RNA of Pseudomyrmex gracilis, 753 nucleotides long. RefSeq lists its product as uncharacterized. The record is from RefSeq and is a predicted model, not a curated record. The transcript is spliced from 2 exons. Lineage: Eukaryota; Metazoa; Arthropoda; Insecta; Hymenoptera; Formicidae. Bases 1 to 753 code for a protein of 250 amino acids.
AUGGCAAAACAAGGAAAGACGACGCAAAAUAUGGACAGUUCUACAAUCAUAAAGGGGCAGUUCACCUUAUGCAACGUUACGGACGAUCACGCCAAGUACGCUUACGUACUAUCACGCCUGGAGCCAAAGCAGGCCCGAGAAAUAAAAGACGCCAUUACCCAGCCCCCGGCAAACAGGAAGUAUGAGGCAGUAAAACAAGCGUUAGUGCAGCGCUUGACAGACUCUAAGCAGCAGCGUAUUCGACAGCUACUCGAACACGAGAAACUAGGCGACAGGAAGCCAUCGCAGUUUCUUCGUCAUUUGAUCACCCUGGCCGGCAAUACAGUCUCCGACGAUCUCCUACAAACCCUAUGGCUCGGCCGUUUGCUACCAGCAAUGCAAGCCAUCCUAGCAACCAGGACGGAAGACAAUCUAAACAGCGUGGCAGAACAAGCAGACUGGAUACACGAGGUCAACAGCAGGGCAGUCGUCGUAGCAACAACCUUGCAGCCGACAGCCGCCGUAGCAUCUACAUCCGAGUCAGGACAAAUGGAAAUCCUGACCAAACAGAUAGCCGUACUCACGCAGCAGGUGGCCAAGUUGAUGAGGCAAGCGAGAACAAGAAGCCGUUCCAGAGAUAGAUCUCGUCUAAAGCAGACAAAGCAAGGCGACAAUUGCUACUAUCACCGACGUUUUGGUGCGGAAGCCAAGAAAUGUACUCAGCUCUGCACGUACCAAAAAACGAAGAGGUUUGUCAUUGAGGGCGGCCAGUGA